GCGAGCGUGCCGUGCCCGCCGCGGCCGCUGGGUGGCGCGGCGCCGGGCACCGAGCGUGGGAAGCGCGGGCGCGCGGGCGGGCUGAGCUCACACUCCCGGGAAGCGGCCGCGGCGGAGCCGGGGUCCGCAGCGGCUGCGCAUCGCGCGCCUCCCGCCGGGCGCUCGGGGGCUGCGAGGUGGGCUGAGCGGUCCCCCGGGAGGGAGGAGGCCGGCCGGAGGGGGCGCGGAGAGGAACUGCAAAUGACAGAGCAGAGGGACGGCUGGCCCAGCCAAUCCUGGAGCUGCUGCAGCACUUGUUCCCCAAACAAACACGUUCUGGUGCAAGGACAGAGAGGAGGGGGCUGCUGGCUCACGCACCCCCCCGGGGACCACAGCCCCCUUGCUGCUCCCGUGUGGGAAGGACAGCCCGGCACCUUGGGCCACACGGACGGAGGCUGCCCUGGGCCAGGCAGGAACUGGGUUCCUACCACGUUCGGUAAGGUUCUCGGAGCUGGGAAGACAGGACUGGCCCUUGACCUUGGAGAAAUUGCAGUGGAUAGGAGGAAGCGCCCGCCCAGACUGCUGGACCUGUUUCUGCUAAUGAACACACACGUCUUCUAUCAAACCACACCCCUUUUUGAAGUUCAGAUUACUGAGAGGCCCCAAGUUGUGCCUGCUAUAGCCACGAGCCAUCGGUCUUUAAUUAGCCUCCACCAGCAAGACUGUUUGUUCUGGUUCCUUCCCAGUCAUCACUCUAGAGGAGUAAGAGCACUGCACAGAGCGUCAGGAGGCUUCUGCCAGCUACGUGGUCUCGGGUUUCUGGUGCCGGGCAGGCGUUUUGACCGAGCUGCGCAGAUUUCUCUGAUGCUCUGUGGGAAGGAGUAGCAGAAAUGGAGGCCUGCUCUCUAGGGUAGACCCCUGUCUCCAAAGUGGGUGGGCGCCCUCCAGAGGGAGUGUGGCCCUUGUCCCUCUUGGGAAUGUGGAAAUGCGGGAAGAGCAGGUUUUCCCAGUCACCAAGCAGUUGGCAGGCUACAGCCCAUAGGUCAGAUGCCUGCUUUUGUAAAUAAAGUUUUAUUGGAACCCA
Felis catus (domestic cat) is the source of this 1063-nucleotide messenger RNA. RefSeq lists its product as uncharacterized. Lineage: Eukaryota; Metazoa; Chordata; Mammalia; Carnivora; Felidae. The record is from RefSeq and is a predicted model, not a curated record. Bases 241 to 864 code for a protein of 207 amino acids. The transcript has 7 exons.